Panicum hallii is the source of this 2116-nucleotide messenger RNA. RefSeq names its product protein S-acyltransferase 8-like. The record is from RefSeq and is a predicted model, not a curated record. The transcript has 5 exons. Gene Ontology annotation, biological process: peptidyl-L-cysteine S-palmitoylation; protein targeting to membrane. Gene Ontology annotation, cellular component: Golgi apparatus; endoplasmic reticulum. Gene Ontology annotation, molecular function: protein-cysteine S-palmitoyltransferase activity. Lineage: Eukaryota; Viridiplantae; Streptophyta; Magnoliopsida; Poales; Poaceae. Bases 489 to 1832 code for a protein of 447 amino acids.
GGCUCCCUAGGACACUGCAGGAACAGGAGUAGUUCCUUUCUUCUUUCUUGGGUUUGGUUCGAUCUCGCAGUCCUCCUUGCCCGGAUUGCCUGUUGUGCCAGUUUCUUCUUGAUUUCUCGCUUGCAUCAGGCCUAACAGUUUCUAUCCUGGCUCCUACGCUUAAGGGAGAGGGGCUUCUUUGGAGGAUAAGAUGAUAAUAGGGCCUGUUGGAUCUUUAUAUGCAUUGUCUGCCUAGUUAAUUGAUCCAUUCCAUUUCAUGAUUUGUUUAUCUCGUCACCACAUUCUUGCUUACACUGGUGAAUAAACUAUCCAGACUCGAUUUGGAUGCACCUUGGCAGCCAAUGUGAAUCAUCUUAACCUUCCCCUCCCUAAUAACAUAAUCUCACUCGUAUGGCACUCUAUGUUAUGUCCAAGGCCUCACCAUUUUGUGUUGUGCCUCUUCUUCCUUGCUGCCGUCUAAUCCCAACAAGCUAGAGGCUCACAAGACAAUGCCCAACGCUCUGCUGCACAACAAUGCAUUUAAAUUCUUAGGCCCUAUGCCUUUCGACGGUUUUAGAACGAGAGGUUUCAGCAUUCCUUUUUCGUCAGAGUUCAGACUACCUUUAUACUGUCUUUCCUUAAUCAUGGAAGGACUUUUGAUGCCUCCACUAGUUAAGAUGAUAAUCUUGUGUGGUGGAAGGUUGAUCUUUGGACCAGAUGCCAAGGCCACCCUGCUAUCUUUCACUCUAAUCGCAAUCCCUGUUGCUGUCUUCUGCGCCUUUGUGGCGAAGCAUCUCAUACACAUAUUUCCUGCAUAUAAUGCAGGCUAUGCAAUUCUUGCUGUCACCAUAGCCCUUACAAUUUAUGUACUGUUACUGCUCAUCCUUACCUCAUCUCAAGAUCCAGGUAUUGUACCACGGAAUUCACACCCACCUGUGGAAGAGUUUUCUCAUGAUGCUUCAGCUCCACAUACUCUUCAGUUUCCUCGAGUAAAAGAGGUUAUGGUCAAUGGUGUGCCUGUGAAAGUGAAAUACUGUGAAACUUGCAUGAUAUACCGGCCUCCUCGCUGCUCCCACUGCUCCAAAUGUGAUAACUGUGUUGAGCGUUUUGAUCACCAUUGCCCUUGGGUUGGGCAGUGUAUUGGAGAGCGAAAUUACCGGUACUUCUUCUGUUUUGUUUUGUCGGCGGCAAUCCUGUGUAUCUAUGUUUGUGCAAUGUGUGGAUUGUACAUCAAGCUUCUCAUGAGUAGGGGUCAUCAUUCAUUGGCGAAGGCCAUUAAAGAAUCUCCAGCUUCAUUGGCAGUCAUGGGAUAUUGUUUUGUUUGCUUCUGGUUUGUCGGCGGUCUCACUGGGUUUCAUUCUUACCUUAUCGCGACAAACAAGACAACGUAUGAGAAUAUCAAGUACAAGUACAGCAACCAACCAAACGUGUAUGACCAUGGUUGUGUGCGCAACUGUCAUGAGUUCUGGUGCACAAAAAGGAAGCCUUCUAAGAUCAACCUACGAGCUAUUGUUCAAGAGGAACAUGAGGUAGCGCAGCCACAGACCAGCUAUUCCAAUGUGCCAGAAGAUGAUGCACCUCAUCGUCCGCGAGCCAAGGUCGAGGAUGAUCUAGAAAUGGGUCUCGACAUUCUGAAGUCCCCAAGGCGCCGUACAGAUGAAAUUAGCGAUGAAGAAUUGGAGUCUGGAAGCAAUGGUGUUAAAUAUCGCACGCCAGAUUCAGAUACUGACAUCCCUGUAACCAGAACUAAGACUGAGAUCUUCGGUGAAGUUAGGGAUCUGAACUUGUCGGUUAGUAAUGCUGCAUUACCUUCAUCUCCUCAGCAGAAACAACACCCUGAUGAACUUUGUUGAUGGUUCACGAAUGUGCCUGUUCAUUGAAAGUUACUUUGCACAUUUUCAUAUAGCAGACACCAACAAAACUCGUUUAAGUUGUUAUCCACCAGGGCUGUGAAUGAUUGUAUUUGAAGGCAUAUGUUCUCAUUUGCCAUCUGUUUUUAGGAUUUAGACAGUUGCUUGAUCAAUCAUAGGAUUAUGUGUGUAAAAAACCCCCCAGUUUAUGGAAGGUUUUAGAUGUUUCUAGGAAUUGUUUGAAUUCUUCAGGAGCGUAUGAAGGCUUGAUUCAUAAUUGUACAUAA